CUCGGGGCUGCAGGCUUUGGGAGGCUGGGAGGGGAGAAAGGGAGGGGCGCUGACUGGGCAGUCCAAAGAGGAGGGGGCCUUUAAUAGGCUCGCCCAGCGCCUGGUUUGCGGCGCCGCGAGAGGCUGCGGCUCGAAGAAGCGGCCCGGCACCUCCUCUAGUUCUCGGCUGCAAAUCUCCGUCCUUGCACUUGACAGCGAUUGUACUUAAGCUCCCAGAGCGCGCUUUGCUGUGGAAAGGCACAGGUAGGAGGCGCGGGCUGCUCCGUGCACUCUCACUCCUCUGGGAGGAGUUUCUCUCCCUUUGCUCUGCUUUCCGGGAGCUACUGACUGCCCCGGAGCGUUGGUGGUUCCCCUGUGCCGGCUGCAAGGAGACUCGCCGGCGGGGGAGCGGGGCCGAGCCCUUCGGAGAGCGCGGCCGUGCGCUGCCCGGCGCCAUGCUUCUGCUGGGUAUCCUAACCCUGGCUCUCGCCGGGGUACCCGCAGGCGGGUCAGAGCCAGAUCAGGAGGUGGUGGUCCCCAUCCGACUGGACCCGGACAUCAACGGCCGCCACUACUACCGGAGGGGUCCCGAGGACUCAGGGGAUCAGGGACUUAUUUUUCAGAUCACAGCAUUUCAGGAGGACUUUUACCUACACCUGACUCUGGAUGCUCAGUUCCUGGCGCCCGCCUUCGCCACAGAGCAUCUGGGCUUCCACCUCCCGGCACUCACCGGGAGCUCUCCAGACUUGCGACGUUGCUUCUACUCUGGGGACGUGAACGCCGAGCCAGAUUCCUUUGCCGCUAUGAGCCUGUGCGGGGGUCUACGCGGAGCUUUUGGGUAUAGAGGCGCCGAGUAUGUCAUUAGUCCGCUCCCCAACGCCAGCGCGCAGGCGGCACAGCGCAACAACCAGGGCGCACACCUCCUCCAGCGCCGGGGCGCCCCCGGCGGGCCUCCCGGAGAUCCCACCUCUCGAUGUGGGGUGGCCUCAGGCUGGAACCCUGCCAUUCUGCGGGCGCUGGACCCUUACAAGCCGCGGGAGGCCGGCUUAGGAGAGAGUCGCAGUCGGCGGAGGUCCGGGCGCGCCAAGCGCUUCGUGUCUAUCCCCCGUUACGUGGAGACUCUGGUGGUGGCGGACGAGUCAAUGGUCAAGUUCCACGGCGCGGACUUGGAGCAUUAUCUGCUAACGCUGCUGGCCACGGCGGCACGACUCUACCGCCAUCCUAGCAUCCUCAACCCCAUCAACAUCGUCGUGGUCAAGGUGCUGCUUCUUGGAGACCGCGACACAGGGCCCAAGGUCACGGGCAACGCUGCCAUGACGCUGCGCAACUUCUGUGCCUGGCAGAAGAAGCUGAAUAAAGUGAGUGACAAACACCCAGAGUACUGGGACACGGCCAUCCUCUUCACCAGGCAGGACCUGUGUGGGGCCACCACCUGUGAUACGUUGGGCAUGGCUGAUGUGGGCACUAUGUGUGACCCCAAGAGAAGUUGUUCUGUGAUCGAGGAUGAUGGGCUUCCAUCAGCCUUCACCACUGCCCAUGAGCUGGGCCAUGUGUUCAACAUGCCCCAUGACAAUGUGAAAGUGUGCGAGGAGGUGUUUGGGAAACUCCGAGCCAACCACAUGAUGUCCCCAACACUCAUCCAGAUCGACCGUGCCAACCCCUGGUCUGCCUGCAGCGCUGCCAUCAUCACUGACUUCCUGGACAGUGGGCAUGGCGACUGCCUCCUGGAUCCACCCAGCAAGCCUAUCUCCCUGCCUGAGGACCUGCCUGGUACCAGCUACACCCUGAGCCAGCAGUGUGAGCUGGCCUUUGGCGUGGGCUCAAAGCCCUGUCCCUACAUGCAGUACUGCACCAAGCUGUGGUGCACCGGCAAGGCGAAGGGGCAUAUGGUGUGCCAGACCCGCCACUUCCCCUGGGCAGAUGGCACCAGCUGUGGCGAGGGCAAGUUCUGCCUCAAGGGGACCUGUGUGGAGAGACAUAACCUCAACAAGUACAAGGUGGACGGCUCCUGGGCCAAGUGGGAGCCCUAUGGAACCUGCUCACGCACCUGCGGCGGGGGCGUGCAGCUGGCCCAGAGGCAGUGCAGCAACCCUACCCCUGCCAAUGGGGGCAAGUACUGUGAGGGAGUGAGAGUGAAAUACCGAUCCUGCAACCUGGAGCCCUGCCCCAGCUCAGCUUCCAGCAAGAGCUUCCGGGAGGAGCAGUGUGAGGCUUUCAACGGCUAUAACCACAGCACCAACCGGCUUACCCUUGCCGUGGCAUGGGUGCCCAAGUACUCCGGCGUUUCUCCUCGGGACAAGUGCAAGCUCAUCUGCCGAGCCAAUGGCACUGGCUACUUCUAUGUGUUGGCACCGAAGGUGGUGGAUGGUACACUGUGUACUCCUGACUCCACCUCGGUCUGUGUCCAAGGCAAGUGCAUCAAGGCUGGCUGUGACGGGAACCUGGGCUCCAAGAAGAAAUUCGACAAGUGUGGGGUGUGUGGGGGCGACAAUAAGAGCUGUAAGAAGGUGACAGGCCUCUUCACCAAGCCCAUGCACGGCUACAAUUUUGUGGUGGCCAUCCCUGCGGGUGCCUCGAGCAUUGACAUCCGCCAGCGUGGCUACAAGGGGCUGGUUGGAGACGACAACUACCUGGCCCUGAAGAACAGCCAAGGCAAGUACCUGCUCAAUGGGCACUUCGUGGUGUCGGCCGUGGAGCGGGACCUGGUGGUAAAGGGCAGCCUACUGCGCUACAGUGGCACGGGGACGGCGGUGGAGAGCCUGCAGGCCUCCCGGCCCAUCCUGGAGCCCCUGACUGUGGAGGUCCUCUCCGUGGGCAAGAUGACACCACCCCGGGUCCGCUAUUCCUUCUACCUUCCCAAAGAGCCUUGGGAGGACAAGGCCUCCCACCCCAAGGACCCCCGUGGCUCCUCGGUGCACCACAACAGUGUCCUCAGCCUCUCCAAUCAAGUGGAACAGCAGGACGACAGGCCCCUGGCGCGCUGGGUGGCAGGCAGCUGGGGGCCUUGCUCUGUGAGCUGUGGCAGUGGCCUGCAGAAGAGGGCGGUCGACUGUCGUGGGCCCCCAGGGCCACGCUCCACGUCUGCCUGUGAUGCAGCCCAUCGGCCAGUGGAGAUGAGAGCCUGUGGGGAACCCUGCCCGACCUGGGAGCUCGGCGCCUGGUCGCCCUGCUCCAAGAGCUGUGGCCGGGGAUUUAAGAGGCGUCCGCUCAAGUGUUUGGGCCCUGGAGGGCGGCUGCUGGCCCGGGACCAGUGCAACCUGCGCCGGAAGCCCCAGGAGCUGGACUUCUGUGUCUUGAGGCCGUGCUGAAUGGGACUGUCCUUUUCUCCUCCUCACUCUCCGCCCCAUUGGUGCUGCCAGGGCUCUGGCCAGCUGGAGCCAUGGGCAGAGGGCGGUGGCCGGGUGUCAAGGCCAUAACGUCACUCACUUCCAGGGACAAGGACCAUGGGCAGGGCUAAGAGGUCCCUUCCUCCUCCCUGGCCUGGGCGGGGGAAGCCAAGUGACUAACGCACAGUCUACCUCACGCCCGGCUCCUCCAGGGCCCAGUCUCUGGGAGAGGCUGAGAGGUGCGGGCACUGGGCAGAGGCUCUGGGGCCCAGUUUCUGAGGGACCUGGAGGAUGGGCACCUCCCAGGCAGAACUUCAGGGACCUUGGCCCCCGUAAGGGAGGCCACAGGCUGCUGGAAGAGCCAUGGCCCAGCAGCUUGGCACCCUCAGGUGGCCCCGGGGGCUCUAAGCCGUUUCUGAACAAGGCAGGUUUCUAUGGUGCUGUCAGCCCGCCUUUCCUUUCUGACUGACCAGGACUGAAUAAUGAAAAACACAAUGGCUGGUGUGGGCAGAAACUGGUAGGAGAGUGGGGUGAGGAAUAACAAGUCUGGGAAGAGGUUUAUGUGUAGGGGGAGUCCGGAGCUUUCUCAUCUUCCUUCUACUCCUGACCCUCCGUCAAGAGCUGCCUCUUCUUCCUGUGUUGUCCAGGACAUUAGGCUGGGUGGAGGGCUUCCAAGUAUGUGCUCGCUGAGGCUUUGCAAAUAGGUACUGGAAGUCAAUAAGGAGUCUAUUGCCUUCUUCAGGAAGGAUUGGACCAUUGAAAAAAGAUGGAAGGGAUGAUGGAUUCUGUGGUGAAACAGGGAGCUUGAGCAGUGGCCUAGAAUGUUCUGUGUCACUGGGACUGGGCUUGAGGUUUGGGGCAAUGUCACCCUGGGAUGGGGAGAAGUCCUCAGUUUCAAUGACUCCUUCCUCCAGAGAGGUAGGUAUAAAUAGGGCUGCUGCCUUGGGCUCUGUGUUGCCUCAGAGAACCUUCAGAGUGGCCACUAAGAGGGACGUGGGAGAUGCCCAGGAGGGUUAGGUGCUGAACAUCCAUAUGCCUGGAGGUGGGUCCUUCAUCUGGACAGCUACAUGUGGUCUGGCUUUGGGCACAUCACAUGGCAUUGCAGUUGGAUAAUGGGGUUCACUGUUUGCUACCUCAGGCUAUGCUCUUUGGGUACACACACCUGUCCCUUCCCUGGGGCAGUGGUGACUCUGGUGCUUCCAGUGGACCUGGCUGUUGUCCUCUGCAGACUGAGCUGCCCAGACACAAAGAUAAGUGUGUGGUACAUGGCUUCCUUCCCCCAGAGCCUGGCCACCCACUAGGGCUCCAAAAAUGAAAGCAGGAUCUCAGGUGCCUUGGGGACAGGCUUCAGGAGACACAACAAUCAAUGACCUAAAAAAAAAGAAAGUCAGAAAGAAAGAAAAUCAAUGACCUGACCCAGAGGCACUUGGCAGCCACCAAAGGGAACUCCUGUCUAUCCUAGAGACCUGUUGGGGCUGUAGAAACCAGGGUGUUUCCUGGCGCUCCAAGUGGGAAGAUGUUCUGGGGUGAGAGAGUGUUUGGUCAAGCAGGGUACUUCUUGAGGGUGCAGCUGCUCCCGCACGAAUGUGGGAGAUUCUGCUUCUGAGUUAGGUAAUAUGUCCUGGACUUUAGUGAGGUGAUACGGGGGCAAGUGUCUUCCCUGAGAAAGGGCCUCAGUCCUUUUAUUUGGCUUCCCCUAGUAGGCAGACUCCACAAACCAGCCAUUCAGGUAAACCUCUGGGAUGGUGCUCUAAUCCCAGCCCAGCCCUGGGCUGAGCCCUUGACCGGAACCCCCACAGCAGGGUAGAGGGUGUGUGGAUCUCUGAAGCAGAGCUGCAGCCAUUCCUGGAGAAUGAAGCAAGGAGGUAUCUUCCUCCCUGUAUAGAGAAACCGUGGGGCUGAGACCAUCAAAAGGACGCAGGGCACCAGGGCAGAUGUAGACCCCCACUAGCCGACGAUAGCACUGCUCUCCGUGCUUGGUGCACCCCUCGGUGAGGAGAGGGUGGCGCGAGGGCUGUGCAGAACGGGCAGGGGAAUGGGGAGGGGGGGAAGGGUGCUGCCAUCAGUGGGGGUGACUAGUCCCCUAGCAGAGCAGCUUUAGAAAUCAUUUCAAGGAGAGACGACCUAUCUUGUUCCUGACACAAGCUGGGUUUCAAAUGCUCUUUUCUGUCAUGAUUUUUUUUUCUCAUUUUUAAAAGAAGUAUGACCAAGACAACUUGGGAGGUUUGUCUUAUCUUUGACCAUCUUGCUAAUCCAACCAUGUUCUCCAAGGCUGAGCAGAGACGAGCCUCAAGGUACAGAUUUCUGGUGAUGGAAUGAAAAGGUGGUAUCUCAUAUCUAUAGAAGACGAGGAAGAUUCUGGGGGUUCCAGAGUCUUCGUCCAUGGGGUGUGGACCAGUAAGGAUCUGGGCUCAGGAGUCCCCUGCCUCCUCUGCCCUUUGUGUGCACUGAUUGGAGGAGUCCAACUUUGUGAGCCUGGCCGUGUUGGAGUAGGGGGCUGGGGUGAGCUGAAGGGCUUGGUUGUUCCCAGCCUGGGAGUUGGCUCCCGAAGGCACUAGACACUGUCACUUACAGAGCCCCCCUUUUGUGUUUGGUUCUUUCGCAUUCCACGUGCAGCAGACGGAUGGAAGGACCUAGGUCCUGGCUGGACUGUGUAUACUGUGUAUACAUGGGAGCUGGCUGCUGCGGGGACAACAGCCUGCUCCUAAUAAAGUUGUAAGUAUUUAACAUCCGUGUCCUGCUUCCGUGACUUCACCUCAUUUGCGCAGACAUCCCCCAGAUCUGCUGAACUGGUCCAUGUGCCAGCCACGUGCCAGGGGCUACAGUACCACAGCGACAAGGACAGGCACUGUCUCUGUCCCAUGCAGCUGGGGGAGGUAGGGCAAACAGUUGGGAACCAAAGACCCGGAAUAGUGGCAGAUGUGGGAGGUGCAAGGAUCUGUGUACGGACUGUGUAUGGGUGGAGUGACCAGGAAGGCCCAGCAGAGGAUGGGACAUGGCCCUGUUGAGAGGGAUGGGAGUCUUUCUGCAAAGGACAGCAUGCUAGGGCUUGGUGACCAGAAGGAGCAGGUGUGUGUGCAGGAGGGUCUGAAAGAAGGCCCCUCGGGACUGUGGUGAAGGGGGCAAGGCACAAGAAGAGGCUGGAGGGUCCCUUCAGUGGGGUCUCCCAGGUACCUGCCUUAGGAGGAAAUCCUGUUUCCUGAUGGAAGGUAUCCUCCUGUUUGAAGAAUGUUUGCCUCUUCUUAGCUCUGUUUUGGUCUGACAAUGUUAGCAAAUACCUAAGCAGGGGAGUGGUGUGACACGUUUUAAAGAACAUCGACGCGGAGUCCAGAAACUCGCCUUGGUCUUAGAUCGGAGAUCCUCUCCCGGGACCCCCAUUUUCUAUCUGCAAAGUGAGAAAGGUAGAUUUAAUGUUUUAGGGUGCUUCCAGCUUUAACAGUCAGUGUUUCUAAGCACAGUGACGGUUUACACUUUGGCAGAUGAUUGUUUGGUUUUAGUUUGGGAUUCAGAGAAGAACGGGCUUCUUCUCAUGCCUUCCCUGCAGGGCAAGGCCAUGGAGUAAAUAACUUCUUUACAGGCUGAUUGUAGACCUGCGGCCCAGGGCAAGGGUGCCCGAGUAGGAAAUUGGACAAAGCUUCGGCACUUGAUAGAAGGUUCUUGUGGAAGGGGAAGCUAGUCAGAAAAGUCCACUUGACACGAUGACCUAGUUGGAGGCCUGGAAGGGACCAGGAGUGUUGAUGUCUAAGCUGGAAGUCAGCAGCUUCAAAGUCUUUGUAAACCAUCUCAAGACAUUUGGCAUAUUUGGGCUUAUUAUUUUAUUUUUGUUACCCCUUCUGUUUUGUAUUGUAGCGACUGCCAGGAAAACCUUUCUAAGGAAAAUUCCCACGGGUUGGUCUCUGGGUAAAGGAAAAUGGUUUCUCUACUUACAAUGCUUCUGACACCAAAUGUGUGUGUGUGUUUCCCACGCCAACCAAUUUUCCAACUCUCCAGACACCAACUGAGUGUCCUAGAAUUUAAAUCAUUUCUGAUGGUAACUAGCUGGAAUUAGAAUCAGGUUUAAGGGCUCCAUCCCAAGAGACUGCCUUCACCUCGGACACUAGUCAUAAGCAGUGGGUCCCCAGGCUAUCCACAUGUCUGAUGGACAUAGCUACAAAACUGAGUUUUCCCACAGUCCCUGGGGAGAGGUUUUUUUUUGUUUGUUUAUUUUUUUUUUAAGAUUUUAUUUAUUUAUUUGACAGAGAGAGAGAGAGAGAUCACAAGUAGGCAGAGAGGCAGGCGAGAGAGAGAGGGAGAACCUGGGUCCCUGCUGAAAAAAGAGCCCGUGCGGGGUUUGAUCCUAGGACUCUAAGAUCAUGACCUGAGCUGAAGGCAGAGGCUUAACUCACUGAGCCACCCAGGUGCCCUAGAAGGUUUGAUAAUUCGCUGGGUUGGCCCACAAAACAUUUACUUAUGUUCAGUGUUUUAUUAUUCAGGAUAUGAUAAAAGAUACAGAUGAAGAGCCCAGUGAAACAGGGCAAGGUUGGGAAGGGUCCCAGAGUGAAGGAGUUUCUGUCCCUGUGGAGUUGGGCUGUGUCACCCUCCUGGUGUGUUCAUCAAAGCAAAAGCUCUCCAAACCCUGUGGUUUAAGGAUUUGGGGGAAGGCUUUCUCAUAUAGGCAUUCUCAUUUUUAAUGCAAUUUCCAGUCCGCCUCCUCUCCCUGGGGGAUGGGGGUUGGGCUGAAAGUUCUCAGCUAAUCACGUGUUUGUCUUUCUGGCAACAAGUCCCCAUUCUGAAGCUAUCCAGAAGCCCACCCAGAGUCACCUUACUAGGAAAGAACCACUCCUGUCACUCAGGAAACCCAGGCAUUUAGGAGCCCUGUGCUAGGAACCAAGGUCAAAGACCAAACAGAACAAAAAAUGCUGCUCGUUCCCUUAUUACUUAGGAAAUUUAAAAGGCUUUAGAAGUUCAAUGUCAGGAACUAGGCGCAGACAAAUGUGUAUUUCUUAUGUUGUAGGAGCUUAACAAAUAAAAGAGGAAGGAGCGUAGUCGGAGUCCCACCCUGCAGCCAGUUGGGCGGUCCUUGAGAGCCAAAUAAAGUGAGGGGAGAGCAUUUCACACUGGAAGCAUCUGGAGCAGACCACUCUGCCUGGAUUUUUAGGCUUUCUGGAGAAAGAAGGAGUGGUUUCCUAACCUUCUUGGCCUUUGGAGAGAGGCAGGAACCAUUUGCUUUGUCAUCCAUCCUCAGGAGAGGAAUGCUUUCUUGCCCAAGUGGGGAAAUAACCUCCAUAAUUGCAAAAAGGUCUUGACUCCCUGGGCCUCACUCCCCUUGCCCAAUGAGCCCUGGCCGGUCCCCAGCAGGCUGAGCUGGCACGCCAAGGGCAGCGCGUGUGACCCUGAGAGUCUUUCUGUGACUUCUUGGCUUGCAGCCAUCACUGUUGAGUGAGUCAGCCCCGAAGACCGCUGUCCAAGCAACAAAUCGCAGAAAAGCAGAAGGUCUCUUUUCAGCCUCUCCAGACACCACCACAUCACCCCCAGUGAUGGGGUUUGCAGUGACAUGUUGCCGGCUCCCCAUUGUGUGCAGAAUGUUUGGGCAGUGGGGCAGACCCCUUGCUCCCCCAGAAACUCUGCGCUCACUCUUUCUCUCCCACCUCAGCACUUUCUGCCCUGCCCCCUUCAUGCUCUACUUGGAAGCCCUUUCUUUGUUUUGUUCUCCUGUGCUCAUGGUGGUCAGUAAUGUAAAUCACAUUCCAAGCAUUGGCCAGAAUGUUGUUGAGGGAGAUAAGAGUUCCUGGCUUCCAGAGGCAUUCCAAAGAAGAAACAGAACUAUUUGUUCCCAAAGGAGAGCUAUUUUGGCAGAAAGGGCAAGAUAGAGAGGAAGACAGAGGGAAUCUCCUCACGAAGAAUUGGAUUUGGGAAAACGGUGAAAAUAUGGUCACGUGAGUAGUUGGAGGUUGAAAUUUCAGUUGCAUCCCUAAGUUGUUACAAACAGUCUCCUACCUACCCCCUUCCCCUGCCCCAUCUGGGCCACAGUCUUAGACUGUACACACAAUAGUUUAAGCCACUGUGUCUGGGACUUCUGACCAACUGUCCAGAUAACCUUGUGGGACUAGGGGUUCUACUGUCAGCAGGGAACACCUCUCACCUCCAUCAUGGGUGAUCUGGCAGGUACUCAUGUUGUGGUGUUGGUGUUGAGGAUUUUGAGGAAAGAACCUUUGAGAAGCCUAAGGAGAUGUACUCAGGAAGAUGAUGUGCCUCUUCAAGAACCCUUUAUGGACUGGGUCUGCAAUGCCAAGGGAGUCUGGUCCUGAGACAGAUGGCAGAGCCCAUCUUCUCUGGAACUAUGAGGACCCUUUCUCUGUGCAGGCACUGUUGGAGCCUACAAACACAUUUGGCCUUUGUAACCAUCUAAGGGUAGACCAAUCCAGCCUUACAGAUGCUGAAAUCUGGCUUUCAAAACAUGAAGCACCCUGUGCAAAGCCAGCCUAGUGAGUGGGAGCCAGGAUGCAAGAGUGUGUUUGUUUCCUUCCAGAACCAGGCUCUUCACUACUCUGCUGGACUCUCGGAGGCCUUGCCAGCCCCUCUUACAGCAGAGAGACAAUCAACUGUUUCUUUUGUCCCGAAAGAUUUCUUCAAAUGACCUAGGAGCAUGUUCUUGAGGCAAGGUUUUAUGGUUCCUAAAGGACCUCUUAACCCAAACUUGCUCUGAUCCCCAUCAGCUCUUAAUAGGAAGCCUAUUCACUCGAUUGCUUAUUUGGUAUGCUUCCUAGUGGGCCAUCUUUGAGGUUUUUAGGGCCGAUGUUUGGCUCUUGAAAGCACCUUGCCAUCAAAUGAGCCCAGAGUUCAAAGAAGCCCCAGAAGCCUCCAAUGGUUUGAACUAUUUAGAGUGUCAAGGAGGCAGAAAGGAAUGACGAGGAGUAAAACUGGAGUCCAGGAAUCCAUGUCGCUCUUCAUUUUCCCUGGAAACCUCCAGAAGUCUUUCUGUUUCCUCCCUUCACUUCCUUAAAAUGCUUAUUAAGUAUUUAAAACAAACAGAAGGAACAAAGAAUAAGAAAAUGAACCCAAGGGGUGCCUGGGUGGCUCAGUUGGUUAAGCUGGUGCCUUCAGCUCAGGUCAUGAUCCCAGAGCCCUGGAAAUCGAGACCCACAUCAGGCUCCUUGCUCGUCAGGGAGCCUGCUUCUCUCUCUGCCUCUGCCUGCCAUUCUGUCUACUGGUGUGUGUGCUCUCUCUCUCUUUCUCUCUCUCUCUCUCACAAAUACAUAAAUAAAUAAAAUCUUAAAAAAAAAAAAAA
Molecule: messenger RNA, 10572 nt
Organism: Mustela lutreola (European mink)
Lineage: Eukaryota; Metazoa; Chordata; Mammalia; Carnivora; Mustelidae
Gene: ADAMTS15
Product: ADAM metallopeptidase with thrombospondin type 1 motif 15
Exons: 8
Coding region: 435-3287 (950 amino acids)
Biological process (GO): proteolysis; extracellular matrix organization
Molecular function (GO): zinc ion binding; metalloendopeptidase activity
Source: RefSeq, a predicted model, not a curated record